Molecule: messenger RNA, 1082 nt
Organism: Anastrepha obliqua
Lineage: Eukaryota; Metazoa; Arthropoda; Insecta; Diptera; Tephritidae
Gene: btn
Product: homeobox protein Hox-C9
Exons: 5
Coding region: 528-1082 (184 amino acids)
Biological process (GO): positive regulation of transcription by RNA polymerase II
Cellular component (GO): nucleus
Molecular function (GO): RNA polymerase II cis-regulatory region sequence-specific DNA binding; DNA-binding transcription factor activity, RNA polymerase II-specific
Source: RefSeq, a predicted model, not a curated record
GCAUUUACUCACUUUUUUUACAUACCUACUUUCUUAACAUGCGAUAAAGCUCUCGUGUGAAAUUUAAAAUAUAGUGCGGAAGUAAUGCGACAUUUACUUUCGGAAAAGAUGUGUACUGGUACCCUGCAGUAAAUCCACCUGUUUCAAAACUGAGUACUGAAAAACUGGCCGUAAAAAAUCGUUACAGAGCGCUCCCCUAAUUUGUAGUUUUCAAUGGCUUUGUGAAUAAACAGAAUUCUGCGUUUGAAGUGACACUAAUUUACAGAUGAUUCAUCAGAUUUAUCACACUGAAGUAAAAAUUUAGAUGAACUGUGAGAUAAGGUUAAAAUGAAAGUGUCGACAUAUACGAGUAUACCUAACUUUUGUAAGCAAAAAUUAAAUAUUACAUGGAGGAUAAUUGAAAAUAGAAUAGAAAGAAAAGUGUUGUUUGUAAGCAAAAAUAUAUAAAUAGCCCAAUAACUGAUUCUGAUUCUGAUAACUGCAUAUGCGGGGCCUUGAUUCUCCCACCCGUGGAUAAACAACGAAAAAUGAAAUGUUUGUUGCAGUUUGUCGACUACAAUAUGCUAAUAAGCUAUUCGCGUUUAACCAACAACGUUCAUUCUCCUGGACCGAAAAUCUCGACAGAAUGGAAUAAUACCACCACGCCAGAUCAUCCUUGUAUACUAAAUAUGCAAAAUUUUCUUUCAAAUUCAAAUAACCCUUCAAUUGAUGCCAAAUGCUGCGAACUUCAACUGACAGCGACUCCAAAGCCUAGAUGUGUGACAGGAUUCAAAACUCAUGUUGAAGACGUUACACUGGAUGAAGUAUCAACAAUUUUGAAUGUUCCUAAUGUUGCUGGAAAUCGGAAAGAGAGAACUGCGUUCACCAAAGAACAAAUAAGAGAAUUAGAAGCAGAAUUUGUGCAUUCAAACUAUUUAACACGCCUUAGAAGAUACGAAAUAGCUGUCGCUUUAGACUUGACAGAACGUCAGGUUAAGGUGUGGUUUCAAAACAGGCGCAUGAAAUGGAAGCGUCUUAAACUGGAGUCUCAAGCUCAAAAUACGGUUGAAUUUCGACAAACAAACACUCAAAUGGUUAUUUAA